Messenger RNA from Daphnia carinata, 2620 nucleotides. It is a transcript of the gene pnt, whose product is annotated as ETS-like protein pointed. The record is from RefSeq and is a predicted model, not a curated record. NCBI's taxonomy places the organism in Eukaryota, Metazoa, Arthropoda, Branchiopoda, Diplostraca, Daphniidae. Gene Ontology annotation, biological process: regulation of transcription by RNA polymerase II; cell differentiation. The transcript is spliced from 11 exons. The coding region runs from base 251 to 2614 and encodes 787 amino acids. Gene Ontology annotation, molecular function: sequence-specific DNA binding; DNA-binding transcription factor activity, RNA polymerase II-specific. Gene Ontology annotation, cellular component: nucleus.
CUGACGAAACGUCAACCUCCCCCCCGCGUGUGUGCUCAGUUCCAGCCCGUGAACAGCAGAUCAAAACUAAAAUUUCCUCUUGCCUGAGUGGACGUGUAUUCACUCGCCGUCAUCGACACACAUGUGGACACUCUAGAAAUCGCCGUUGUGUUUUUGUUUGUUUUUUUUGUGUCCACUCUUUUUUUUGUGUUGUUGAUCGUUUUCAACUAUCUCGUUCGUCGAACGCACUUCAUUUUCACCAGUUUUCCGGAUGACGACAAUGGAACUGGAAGCGUCCCUCUAUCACGCCUCCGACAACAUAAGCAGCAUCAUGAGCAAUAACGCCAACGGUAAAGGCCAUGAAAAUGUCGGAACACGACGACGUAAGAUAACGUUCGCCAUGGAGGUACGGGUGAAGCAGGAGUCGCAAGACGAGGCGCUAGUCCCGCUCUGCGGCAAAUCCAGCAGCACCGGCAACGGCCACAGCAGCAAUAACAACAACAGUCAUUCCGUCAACGGAUCGGCCAUCAACAAUCCUCCUCAACCCGGACCCAUGCAGAAAGUGCCAUCUCUAUCCGAUCUCUCAGAUCCGGAAAGCUCAUUAGAUAUACCGGCCCAGGUGCCACCGCUAACGCCGGGCACCAACAAGAAGAUGACAGAGGCUCUGAAAGCCUCGUUCGCUUCGUGGGAGAAGGAACAGGAGCGUCUGGGCAUCCCCAAAGAUCCUCGAUUGUGGUCGGAAAGCGACGUCUCGCGCUGGCUCAACUGGGCCAUCAAAGAGUUCUCGCUGGAAGGUGUAGUGCUGCAGCACUUUCGCAUGCGCGGCCGCGACAUGUGCGCCAUGGGCAAGGAGAACUUUCUGGCCCGAACGCCUCCUUUCAUGGGCGACAUCCUCUGGGAGCAUCUCGAGAUUCUUCAAAAAGACGUUGAACGGGCAGCGCUGGGCAGUGUGCCGGCCAAUUUUUAUGAAUCCAUUUGCGUACCGGUCCCGGAUUUGAGAGACUUUUUGGCCGGUAGCAGUGCUAAUAACAAUACCGGCAAUAGCCAAAACAACAAUAACAACAACAGCAGCAACAGCGGAGGAGGAGGGGGAGGAGGAGGUGGUGGAUUCUCUCCGCCGCCUCCGCCACCGCCGGCCGUUUCGUCGUCGUCCGGCGGUGUUUCAAAUUCACCGUCCAACGCCUCGACGCCGGCCGGUUCGUCUUCGACGACGGCACAGCCACCUGCUGGAUCGGCCGGUGCGCAGGUGACUGGAUCAUCUCCACUUUCAGUGAUCGGCUCGUCCAUCCAGCCAGUGUCUCCGCCUACACCGCCCACGCCUCCGGCACUCAAAAUGAUGUCGCCCAUCUCCCAACAGCAACAACAACAGCAACUCAACAACGUCCUGUCGUCGAUGAAUCCAUCCAGAUUGGCCGUUUCAUCCACUUCCAACGGUGUCACAUCCUACCUAGAAGGUGGGUACAGCUCGUUGGGCGACCCUAUGCAGACCGGAAUGGGAGAAAUGGUUCCCGGGUCCGGAUCGGCCGCCGUGGUCCAGCAGCACCAUGCGCACCAGCAGCACCAAGAGGUUGUCGAUUCGCCUUUUGGAGUCGGUGUGGCUUUCGGUGACGGAGAAGGUGAUUACCAGAAUUUAGACUCGGUGACCAACGCCGGCCACCACCAGCAACAACACCACCAGCAACAGCAGCAGCACCACCUCCAUCAUCAUCAUCAGCAACACCAGCAACAACAGCACCAGCAACAACAACACCAGCAACACCAUCAUCAGCAUCAUUUCCUGCAUCAUCCGGAACCCGCGCCCGAUUUCUAUCCGCAGCCGGCGCACAACAACCAGCCGCAACAGCAACAACAGCAGCCGUACAGCGGCAGCAUGAAACAACAGCCAUAUGGACGAGGACGGUAUCCCGGUCACGAUGGAGGUUACGUCUCGGAUCCUUACGGAGCCUCUACUCCCGGUGGAGGACAUCCCACAUACGGCGAACACAGCCCAUUCCAGACAGUACCUAACCUUGGCGGAGGAGGCGGUCCCAAUGAUCCUUGGGUUCCGCCUGGCGACCUCGUCGGUGGUCACCACAACGGCAUGCAGGCACAGCACCAUCCGGCGGCGUACAUGAACAACCACAGCGGAAUGGGUCCCCAAAGGGGAGGCAACGAUCCGGUCCUGGGUGGGCACAUGCACCAACUCAGCAGUCACAGCCCGACAAUGGGCUCACCGGAAUCCAAGCCAGUCAUUCAAGCUUCCAUGUUGGCCGCCUACCAAGGUGGACCACCAGGGAGCGGCCCUUGUUUCACUGGAUCGGGACCGAUCCAGUUGUGGCAAUUUUUGCUCGAGUUGUUGACGGACAAGUCGUGCCAGAGCUUUAUUUCGUGGACGGGCGACGGCUGGGAAUUUAAGCUAUCCGAUCCGGACGAAGUGGCACGUCGCUGGGGCAUCCGCAAGAACAAGCCCAAAAUGAAUUAUGAGAAAUUGUCGCGUGGUCUACGUUACUACUACGACAAGAACAUCAUUCACAAGACGGCUGGCAAGCGAUAUGUCUACCGUUUUGUUUGCGAUCUUCAGAAUCUUUUAGGGUACACAGCGGAGGAACUGCACGCCAUGGUCGAUCUCAAACCGGACAAGAAGGAUGACGAGUAAAAAAUU